AUGGAUUGGCAGGAUCAGCAGUGUGGAAGGAUGGAAGAAAUUCAUCAGCAAUUGCGUUCCGCCUAUUACCAGUUCACAUCUAUCUCCAGUAAACAGUGUAAAGCUGCACACCCUAGUCACUGUGAGAGUGAGGAUGGUGAUGGGGUCCAAGACCUCGAAGACAAGGCACCAGGAGAGAAAUCCACCAUUGUACAAGAAACACAGGUUGAACGCUUGCAUUUGGAAAUUGAAGAACUGAAUGUGAAGUAG
This is a messenger RNA of Ilex paraguariensis (yerba mate), 249 nucleotides long. NCBI's taxonomy places the organism in Eukaryota, Viridiplantae, Streptophyta, Magnoliopsida, Aquifoliales, Aquifoliaceae. The record is from the annotation of a GenBank genome assembly.